AUGGGCAGAGUGAUUAUCUUCGCGCUUGUAGUAGUAAUGGUUGUCAGAGAAAGCUACUCUUCUUGUCCUCCAAUGAAGGACAGCCCACGAGCACGUCUGAUAUACACUUCCGGUAACACAGUUCAAGUUCGACCGACGUCUCCGCUUGAAGAGGGUACAGUGGCGACGCUUUCAUGUCAUUCUGAACUCACCAUAAAUGGUAGAACCAAUGCGACCUGCGAAUCUGGUCAAUGGGUUGGUCUUCCACUGGGCGAAUGUGCUGAAGAAUGA
Messenger RNA from Cooperia oncophora, 270 nucleotides. The record is from the annotation of a GenBank genome assembly. Lineage: Eukaryota; Metazoa; Nematoda; Chromadorea; Rhabditida; Trichostrongylidae.